AUGUGUCAGGCGCAACCGGUGCUCGGAGACGUCGAGCUGUACGUGAGCGUCUCGGCCGAGGCGGCGACCGAGGACUUCACAUUCGACCCCUUCCCGGACCUGCCCGCCGAUUUCGGGCCGGAAAUCCCAGAUGACGGCGUCGACGGUCUGCUCCUGAUGGCCGACCCCGAGGAUGCAUGCGGGCAGUUCACGUUCACUGAGAGGCGGGAGACAUGGGUGGCACUCAUCGCCCGCGCACAGCGGCCGCACCCCACCAACUGCACGUUUGAUGUCAAGGUCCGCAACGCCGAGCGUGCCGGCGCAGCGGCCGCCAUUGUGUUUGACGACGCCUACGAGGCCCUCAUCAUCAUGUCAAAGCCCCUGGGCAACCCCGACCCCGGGAUCCCCUCGGUGUUUGUGUCGGCAAAGGCGGGGCUGGUGAUGAGGAAGCUUCUCGUGCCGGGGCAGACGCGCGUGCGGCUGACGCCGGGAUCGGGCGGGGGUAUGGUUGUGCUGCAUCGAUGGCAGUCGUGA
Monoraphidium neglectum is the source of this 513-nucleotide messenger RNA. RefSeq lists its product as hypothetical. NCBI's taxonomy places the organism in Eukaryota, Viridiplantae, Chlorophyta, Chlorophyceae, Sphaeropleales, Selenastraceae. The coding region runs from base 1 to 513 and encodes 170 amino acids. The record is from RefSeq and is a predicted model, not a curated record. The transcript is spliced from 6 exons.